UUGCCACAUAACACGUCGCAAAAACCCCCAAUUGAUUCUCAAAAAUUGAAAAUAAUACAGAGCUCCAAAACCCAAUUCAUUCUUGCAACGGCAGUAUACAGAGUCACACCCAUGGCGGCAACACCAACUGCCUGGGGUUUAUCUCCAGCCCUUCCUUCUCUCUCGUCUCCAAUAACUAAUUCUCAUAAAACCAGUAAAGCCCUUCUUCAUCCCAACUUUUUCAGACCCAUUUCUUCUUCCAAGACUAACCCUGUCAUCGGCCUCUCCAGGUCCUUAACCCAAGCACAAAACCCUCUCUGCUCAAGAAUUUCCCAUACGACCGCUGUAGCGCCAAAGCGUGCCUAUAAGGUACUGGCUGUUUCUGGACUGUUGAAUGGCAAUUUUGAAACAGACGGAGAAUUGGAACAGAACAUUCCGAAUACGGAUGCUACUAUUGAUAUAAAAAUCCCAAGAAGAAGCUUGCUUGUAAAAUUUACUUGUGAUUUGUGCGGUGAAAGAACAGAUAGGCUCGUGAAUCGAUUGGCCUAUGAGCGGGGGCUUAUUUACGUACAGGUAUUUACUCAUCUUGUUGAUUGAUAUAAGAUUCUGUGUGGUCUGUUCCUGCUAAUGAUAAACCUAUGAAACCUUUUCUAAAGUUUAAAUUCUGUC
Molecule: messenger RNA, 648 nt
Organism: Prunus mume (Japanese apricot)
Lineage: Eukaryota; Viridiplantae; Streptophyta; Magnoliopsida; Rosales; Rosaceae
Source: RefSeq, a predicted model, not a curated record